Messenger RNA from Colletotrichum destructivum, 886 nucleotides. Its product is annotated as Putative signal peptidase complex subunit 3. The record is from RefSeq and is a predicted model, not a curated record. The transcript is spliced from 2 exons. Lineage: Eukaryota; Fungi; Ascomycota; Sordariomycetes; Glomerellales; Glomerellaceae. Bases 113 to 799 code for a protein of 228 amino acids. Gene Ontology annotation, cellular component: membrane; signal peptidase complex. Gene Ontology annotation, biological process: protein targeting to ER.
CUUCACUUCCCUUUCAGACCAGUAUCCUUGAUGCCACCAAGCUGCCGACAAGUAUCCGAACAUCUCAAGACCGAAGCAUAGUCCACCGCAGGUGGCAUUAAGGUCGCCCAUAAUGUACAACACAAUAACCCGCGCCCAAAACACAUUUGGCUUCUUCACGACGGUGGCCUUCUUCGUCGCCGCCUUCGUCGCCCUCUCUGACCUCGUCACCCCGCGCGCCCCCUCCGUCGGCUCUCUGAAGACGACAAACAUCCAGGUCGUCAAGGGACGCCCCCAUUACUACAGCUCCAAAAAAGAGGAGUACGCCAUCAUCAAGUUCUCCCUCGACGCCAACCUCUCGGACCUCUUCACCUGGAACACCAAGCAGGUCUUCGUCUACGUCACGGCCGAAUGGCCCGACAGCUCCAAGGCUGCUGCCGGCACGAACGCCACGAACCAGGCUGUCAUCUGGGAUCAGAUCAUCACGUCUCCCAGCGCCGACCACCUCGCCAACAUUGGCCCCGCCGCUCUGCGCAAGUUGAGGAAGAGCGCCGAGGGCAAGAGCAUCGAUCCGAGCCGUGGCAAGCUCCGCAUAAAGAACCAGAAGCCCAAGUACCAAAUUACCCACCCCUCGAGCAAGAUUGCCGAGACCGACAAGGUCGUCCUGAAGCUGCACUACAACGUCCAACCGUGGGUUGGCAUCCUGACAUGGAACCAGAACCAGGAUAUUGGUAGCUGGAAGGCCCUCAAAGGCGGUGUCAGCAAGAUCUUCAAACUUCCUGCUCUCAAGGUUAAGGAGAGCAAAGAUAAGAAGUCUUGAAGUAGAUAGAUCAUGCGAUUCUGGCGUCACUUGAUACAAGUCUUGAAACACUGACAUCGAGUUUUCGCAAGUGACGAGAUGCAUCGU